Ostrea edulis (European flat oyster) is the source of this 9811-nucleotide messenger RNA. Its product is annotated as protein mono-ADP-ribosyltransferase PARP14-like. Gene Ontology annotation, molecular function: transcription corepressor activity; NAD+ poly-ADP-ribosyltransferase activity; RNA binding. Gene Ontology annotation, cellular component: cytoplasm; nucleus. Bases 135 to 7670 code for a protein of 2511 amino acids. Gene Ontology annotation, biological process: negative regulation of gene expression. The record is from RefSeq and is a predicted model, not a curated record. The transcript is spliced from 25 exons. NCBI's taxonomy places the organism in Eukaryota, Metazoa, Mollusca, Bivalvia, Ostreida, Ostreidae.
GAAAACGAAAGUAGAGAAAUUCCAAGCACUGACUAGCCUACGUAACAAAUAAGGGAGGAAGAUUUUCAAAUGAUCAUAAUUAGAUGUUACAGUGCAUAUGAACAAUAGGCCUAGGGUCUUGUUGACGCUUUAGUAUGUGUAGCAGAGAAUCUUUAUCAAGACGAUGUGUUCUCGUAAAAGAGGUCCAUGAUGAAGUCGAUGAAAACUGUCUGACUAGCUGUGUUCAGGGAGUAGAAAGCUGUCAGCGCCAUAACGAACUCAGUCUUGGGAAAGGCGAAAUAAGAUGGAUUGUGUUACUAACAACUGAAAGUGCUGCAGAGAAACUAAUCAGAGAUGGACAGGUCACUCUGAUUUCAAAUGGACAGGAGUGGAAUUGUCCAGUUGGAGGCUGUCCGGAAUGUAUUCUUCCUGAUGAGUGGGUGGAAAAUUGCUCAACCAGAUCAAAUGCUUCAUUUUUCUCGGAUGAACUGCAGGAUAGUAUAGGCAUGGAGAGCACGAGAUGUAGAGAAGAGGAAGGAAACCAUUCUUAUCUAGAUGGAGCGGUGAAAUGUGACUCAAUGAUGCAAGGCUCAGAUGACUACACAAAAGUGGAAAAACCAGGAGAAAUGGAAAGUCAGGACACCUACAUUCCACCAUUUGCUAUUCCAGCCAUUUCUUCUCCUGUUUGCAAGUUAGACUUAGCAGACUCUCAUAUAUACACUAGACUUCAGUCGCAACAAUCACGACAAGAUAUGGAAUUAACAAACAUGGAAUCACUCGAAGAAAUGCAAAACCACCCUCCAGUUCCACUUCCCCGGAGGACGGAUAAAUCCGUGUCUCCACAUGUUAGUGACUCAGUAAAUGUGGGAAUGUCUGAGAGUGCCAAACGGCGAGAGGAUGACGAGAACCCUUAUCAUACCAUUGAUGAUAAUGCUUUGAAGUCGCAUAUUGGGGGCCCUGAUGAACCACCUCCUGUACCCCAGAGGACACGUGGAUCUCAGAGAAAGGAAGUGUUGUCUUCAACUUACAUGGAACCAAUGACAAGGAGUCAGCUUGAUGUAGUCAACGAGAGUACAAGUGUACCAACAGAGCAAUUAGAUAGAAACCAAACACCUGGAGCUAGUAUGGAUGAUGGAGUUUUGCGAUCACAAAAUGUUGAUCAUGAUGCAUCACCCCCUGUACCUCAAAGGAUGAACAGAACUCAAAGCAAGGAAGUGUCUUCUUCAGCUUACAUUGAAUCAGUGCCAAGUAGACAACCUAAGACAGAUAUCAAGAGUGAUGAUCAGGAUACUGUUUUAUACGUUAAACAAUCUUCGGAACAUUUCUCUAGUCUAGGUACUAGUCACAGCAAGCAGACAACCUCGGACAUUGUGGUAAGUGACGGAAGGAUACCAGGGGGUCAGGCAGAAGCACAAAUAUCAACCGGUCAGAGAGCAGCACCGAGAGAUUCUGCACAAAUAUCAACCAGUCAGAGAGCAGCACCGAGAGAUUCUGGAUAUCCUUUAGAACGAGGACACGGAGAGCCUGGUUAUCUGAGAACAUCAUGUAAAGAGUCAGGUGACUCAAAAACAACCCACCAAAUGUCAGACAUAAACCAAGGUACAGGUAGCCGAACACCCAGAAAAGAAAUGUCCAGCAAUGGAUUGUACGAGAAUUUGAACUUGUUAAGACAGCCAGUGCAUAGUCAACAUGCAUCAGAACAAGAUGUAAGGUCAAGUAGACCUGACAAUGCAAGUGGCAUCCGAGGGACAGGAAGCACCACAGAAGAGACAGAAACAAAACAUGUAGAGACACCAGGAAAUACACCACCACAUUUAAUGCAGAUAAAUCCAGCUCUUAUGGCUCCACAAGGACAGCCUGGUGUGGGUUUUAACCCAGCAAUGAUUCAAAAUUUCAUGAUGAUGAAUCCUCAGACACAUGGCUUAAUGCCACCAGGCAUGAUGAUGGGAACACAAGACCAGCAACACACUGCACAGUUUCCUGCAUAUCCACAGUUUCCUCAUUUCCCAAUGCCAAAUUUCCCCUUUCCGCAGCUGCCAACUCAAGAGCGGUUUCCUAUGCCUGAGCCGCAGAUUCCAGGGACACACCCUGGAGGAGAGAGAGUUCCCGAGGCUAGGAGAGAGCCACCAGUAAAACCACUCACUGGAGGAGAGAGAGUUCCCGAGGCUAGGAGAGAGCCAGCAGUAAAAUCACUUACUGAUGCAAAACAGUCAGGGAGAGAUAAACAGCGAGCACCCCCCAAAGAUGAUGAAACAAUUACUGGAGCUGCUGUGAGUGAGAAUUCGUUUGAUACGAUCAGAGUAAGACUUGUACAGCCAUCGUCACAGGAUGCCUUAGAGAACUAUUUCGAGAACCACAAGAGGUCUGGGGGAGGUGAUAUUAAUUCUGUUACGUCCAUUAAAGAGGAAAAUGGAAAGAUCAAGGAAGCUUUAAUCACAUUUACAGAGUCAAAAGAUGCCAGGAGCUGCUUACAGAAAACACAUACAUUAGGUGGCAAGUCAGUAACAGUGGAAAAAUAUGACCCAAAUGACCCUGACCAGUGGGAAAUGAACAAAGUACUGGUGACAGGAGUGAGUCAUGUCACUACUAACGACACACUGAUAAACUUCCUGGAGCCAGCUGCUGGGGUCGAACCUCUUGAAGUGGUUAGAGGAACAAAACCUAGCACUGCCAUUGUGGUCUUUGAUGAAAAACCAGAUUUUGCAAAAAUGUCAAAACGGUGCAAGUCGAAACAACUAGAUGGCAAUACUUUGUUCAUACAAAUGGUGGAAAAAUGUAGAUCGGUUUAUGUCGGAAACAUUGAUGAAAGCAUCACCUACGACACAGUGGAGAAUUUUUUCUGUAACAGGAGAAGAAGUGGAGGUGGAGACGUUAAAGAUGUGAAUUAUAAUCCAAAUGACGGAUACUAUAUCGUUCAUUUUGAAAAUCCAUCAGAUGCAGAAAAUGUGGCUCAGAGGAAAAUGUUCACAAUAAAUGGAAAAGAAAUAAAUGUGGAAAUUUUUCAUCCUUGUCUUGGGUUGCCAGAGCAACCAAUUGUUUGGGAGGACCUUCCCUGUGUCAGUGUUGACUGUGAUAAGCAUGUCUUGAAAUUCAUCAAAAGUUGUAAAGCAGUAUGCAGUGAAAUUGAAUUGGCAUUGCAGAAGAGGUUUGUUCGAGUUGAAUGGCCCAAGUCCAAAUCAGACAUGAAUGUCAAGCUGUUGUGCACAGUAACUAAAGAUAUGGAAAAUGCUAAAAGUAUUCUGAAAAACUGGAAAGAAGAUGCAAAGAAAGAGAUGGAAAGCAAACUGGAAAAAUUGAUGGCACAAAAGCACUCCGUUUUACCAGACGCGUGGAAGAGUUUUGUUGCACAGCUUAAAACACUGAACAUUGACCAGCCAGAAAAAGUUGCUGUUUUAUUAGAAAGCAAAGAAAAUGUAGUUAUUGUUGUUGGAUAUGAGGAAAAUACAGAAGCAUUAACUCGAAAAAUCUUAGAUCUCAUUAAUACUGAAGAGUCUGCAGUUCAAAGUCAAAAAGAGAAGAUCUCAAAAUGUGUUGAUUUAAGCUUUCACAAAUGCCAGCAACUUUGGAAGACACAUUUUGGGAAAAAAAUAAAAGAUGAUUUUCCUAAUGUUGAUGUAAGUGUUGAAGUUAACAAACAUGAGGUAAACUUUGUUGGUAAACCACGAGAAGUUAAUGAAGCUAUGAUAAAAAUGCAUGAAUAUUUGAUGAAUACAAAAUCAAAGUCUUUAACCAUCUCAAAAGGGAGACACGAGUUGUUUUCUAAGAAGCAUGUGCGAGAUCUUUUUAUUGCCAAGUUGAAAAGUAAAAAUAAUAAGGCUGUCUGGAAUGUGAAUCAAGACAAAAUAGAAAUGACAUCAUCAAAUAUCAAAAUGGUGGAAGACGCAUUGAAAAUAUUUGUAGAAUUCAUUCCAGAGAAAGGUAUUAAAGUGCAAGGGCUUGUGAAAAUUUUAACAACAGCAGAAUGGCAAGCUUGCAUUAAGCAGAUGCGAGAAUCCCAUGGAGAAGAAGUACAUAUUUUGUCGUCUGCUUCUGAAGUGUGUGUCACAGCCAUAGAAAGUGUUUUUCAGACUGCUUUGGAGAAAGUUGAACAAGUUUUAGAGACCUGUUCUAAGAAAUGCAGUGUGGAUCGCAAGGUUGUAAGGUUGACUGAAAUACAGUUCAAUUACCUGAAAUAUUUUGGGGAAAAACAGAUGAAGCAAAUAAAAGAAAAUGCACAUGAGCAAGAGUUGGAAAUCAAAAAAACCCAGGAAGAUCAUUCUAUAGAGGUCGUGGGCAAUGAAGAGGAGGUUAGAAAAGCCAAUGACAAAUUGAGGAAAUUUGUUAAUGAACUUAAGGAAGAUACUCACAGUGUAUCACGACCGGGUGCUAAGACAUUUUUUAACUCGGUGAAAGGAAUAGAAAAUCUGAAAAGCACUGGAAAAGCAACAUUCUGCAUCAUCAUGAAUAAAGAUAAAGUAAAGCAUGUAGAAAAGAGGGGAAGUGGGUCAUUUGAAGGACAUCAAAGAUGGUCAAAACCAAAAUUACCAGUCAAGGUGGCAGAAUGCAAAUUAUUACCCAGUGAUAAGAAAUUUAUUGUGAUGAAAGGUGAUGUUACAAAGUUGAGAGUUGAUGUCAUUGUGAAUGCAGCCAAUGGGGAUUUAGACCACUGUGGGGGACUGGCACUGGCUAUUUCCAAAGCAGGAGGACGUUCCAUACAAGAAGAGAGCACCGCGUACAUGAAAUCCAACAUUACAGUUCCAGACGGGGAUGCAGUCCCAGCGAGACCCGGUUCUCUCCCCUGUAAGAUGCUGAUUCAUGCUGUGGGACCACGAUGGCAGGGAGGAAAUAAUGAAGAGGAAGUCAAGCUCAGGAAAGCCAUUAUAAAAUGCUUGGAGUUAGCAGACAGAAAUGGAUAUUCUUCCAUUGUCAUCCCUGCUCUCAGCGCGGGAAUUUUUGGAUACCCUGUGAGCCAAUCAGUGGAUACCAUCAUCAGUUCUAUUCAGUUUCAUUUCAAAUCCCGGGAGGGUAAAUCAUCCAAGCUAGAAGAGAUCUUUUUCUGUGACGUGGAUGACAGUAUUACUAUGGCGUUUAUGAACUGCUUGAAGAGAAAGUUUGGACAGGAACUUAGAGAAUUUGAUGGAGAUGAUGUUCAUCAAUCGCCAGUGCAGGGUGAUGAUUCAGAAGGAGAGGAGAGCAGGUUUUCGUCAAGUGAUAGAAAGAAAACGUGGAAAAUUCAAGUCAUCAGUGGAGAGUUGGCGAAAAUGAAGGUGGAUGUGAUCGUAAACUCUGUGGACAAGUCCUUGGAUCUAUCUAUUGGAGCAACAUCCAAGAGUCUAUUCCACGCUGGAGGAGAAGCUCUUCAGAGUGAGUGUAGAUUGAAAUAUAAAGACGGCAUUCAGCCCGGAGAAGUGGCUAUUACCAAAGGAGGCCACCUCAAGUGCAGACAAGUGUAUCAUGGGACAAUAAAACGCUGGGACCACUACAAGGGGGAUGCGUUUGGAACAUUAAAAGGUUUUGUGGAGGAAUGUCUACGUUUGGCAGACUUGAAUCACAUGGCUUCCAUCGCAUUCCCAGCUCUCGGAACUGGCAGACUCGGCUACCCAGCUGAUUUAAUCGCAAAGACAAUGUUCAGUUGUUGUAGAGAGUUCCAUCGCCAAAACAGAUACAGCACUCUGAAAGAAAUAUUCUUUGUGAUAUAUCAUAAAGAUACAGAAAUUUUCCAAGCUUUCCAAACAAAGGAGUCAGAAAAUGAAAGUAGAGGUGCAGAAGGACAGUCUGAUCCUAGAUACAGGCGAGAGCGGCCUAAAUCCACAGGUACAGGCAGUGGUGACAGGAGUUGGAAAUUGCAUAAAUUGAAUGUCGAGAUCAGGCAGGGGGACAUAACUCAAGAGAGGACAGAUGCUGUUGUCAACAGUGUUACCGAGAGUAUGGAUUUAAAUAAAGGAGCUGCCUCUAAAGCUAUUCUCCAAGCAGCUGGUAACGGCAUACUGGCAGAAUGCAAGAGAGGAGCCCAGAAUUUUUCAUCGGAGGGUUAUGUUGUGUCAUCUGGAGGUAGAAUGUUCUGUAAAUACAUCAUUCACGUGAAGGCUCAGAAGUUAGCAGAGGGUUGGGAACGCAUGGUCUCCAAGGCAUUGGCUCAUGCUGACAAAACAGGAUGUUCCUCCAUUUCCUUUCCAGCACUAGGAACAGGGGUGAGAAGCAGUGACCCUGCCGAGAUUGCUAAAGCCAUGUUUAAAGCCAUGAGGAAGUUUAAUCCGGAGACCCUGCACACUGUGAGAGUGAUCAUUUUCCAGAAAGAUAUGGUAUCAGUUUUCCUGUCCACCCUGAAGACUCUCCCUCAGGGAAUUUUUACCCAGGCUAAGGAUUUCAUAUCAGGAAAGUAUAAAGAUGUUGUGGGGGAUGAUGAUGAAGAUGAAAACGGGGACACCAGAAGACAUUGGCAACAUCAGAGUCAUGGCAACAGAGGACAUGGCAGUCAUCACCAUGGUGACAGACAUGGCAGUUAUCACCAUGGUGACAGCAAGGUCACUUUUCUGAUUCUGUCCAACUCCAGAGAUAACAUUACAAAAGCCAAAAGCAAGUUAGAUGAAGUACUCGACAGUGAAUGCAGCAGAACAACCAUUGAUAUAUCUAAGCACACUUUAGCUGAAAAACAGAUAGAAGAAAUUAAAAGAAUAACAAAAGGCACAGAAAUAACUGUCAAUGGAAAUAAAAACAUUGUGAUUGAGGGUCCAAAAACAGAAGUGAAUGAUGCAGCCGUGGCAAUUUAUCAAUAUCUUCAAAAAAUGAAGGACAGAGAGAGUGCCCAGACUAUCCAAAAAUAUGUCAAAUGGCAGUAUGAAGUCUCGGCAGAUAAAUGGAUGGCAUUCCGAGAUGAGGUCAACUACCAGCUGGAGACAGCAUACCAGAGGAAGGACAGAAACUGUACUAUAAAGGACAGGACGGGAACGGAAUACAUUAUUGACUUCAAAAACAUGGAGGAAUAUGAAAAAAAUAAAACGAGCAAAAAGUACAAAGUUCAAAGACUAGAUAGAGGAGAGAGAGGAAUGUCUUCUGUUGGGGUGCCAGCUAAAUGGACUCCUAUGAAAAGUAAACAGACCAUGGUGGAAAUUUCCUUGAAACCUGAUGGCAGCGAAUACAAGCAGGUUCUUGCAAAGUUCCAGGCCUCCAGCCAGGGCUCAGUCAGUGUGGCAGAGAAACUGAGCAGGAAGCUACAGACCGGCUUGUCUGCUACGUAUGAGAUGUCCAGCAUAGUAGAGAUAAGAAGAGUACAGAACCCAUUUUUGUAUCAACAAUAUGCUGCCAAGAGAAAAGAAAUCCAAGUGAAGAAUGGGAAAGACCCCCAGCAGUGGUUAUGGCAUGGAACAUACGGUGACACUGUGGACAAGGUCAUCAACAAUGGAUUUAACAGGAGUUACUGUGGAAGACAUGGUACCGCAUAUGGAGCUGGUGUGUAUUUUGCUGUGAAUGCGUCGUACUCUCUUGGCUACUGUCGGGCAGACUCCAAUGGACACAAGCACAUGUUCUCUGUCCAAGUCGCCACUGGUGAUGCAUGUCAGGGAAGUGGUGCCAUGAAUGUACUCCCACCAAAACCAGGGGCAGGAAAUCAUGUGACUUAUGACUCUUCCUCCGAUAAUCCUUCAAAUCCAGUGAUGUAUGUGAUAUUUCACGACAGUCAGGCAUAUCCCGCUUAUCAUAUUAUAUUCAAAUAACUGGGAAUAGCCACAGAACAAAGCAAUGAAAAAAAACCCCAAUAUACAGAGACAUCUUUAACUGUUUGAAUUAUACACACAGGGGGCUGUUUUCCUCUAAUCUAUUCAUUUGCCACAGCAAAGUCUCAUUUACUGUAUGUGGGUCAUGCACAAAAAAGACUAAGAGUUUGUACAUGAUCAAAUGAAAUAUUUUAUUGUAUAGGUUAGAUAUUCGAAUGCUCUAAUGAGAUAUUUUGUUGUAUAGGUUAGAUAUUCGAAUGAUCUAAUGACAUGUUUUCUUGUAUAGGUUAGAUAUUCGAUGAUUUAAUGAGAUGUUUUCUUGUAUAGGUUAGAUAUUCGAAUGCUCUAAUGAGAUAUUUUCUUGUAUAGGUUAGAUAUUCUUUAUAAUAGGCACAAAACAUCGGUGCUGUAGAUUGUUUUUAUCAGAGACAACAGUAAAGAUAAAGAUUUAAAAUAUGCUUGCGUUGUGGCAGCUUUUAAAUGUAGAAGAAAUCAGUUUUAGAAACAUUGGCUCAAUAACAAGAAUGAAGUAUGCGUGAUUCUACCAGUUGCUGCAAAGAUAAAGGAAUGCCGCAGUCAUUAUUCUAUGAUAUACCUUCAUACGUAAUAACUGAUUAUGAGAAAAUGGAUACAGAUCUUGCUUGUGCUUCAUGUUUUGCUGAUACAGCAUUAAAGUCGAUAACUGAUAAUUAAAUUUUUAUAAUCAUAAAGAUUAACCAAUAUAAGAUGCAAAACAAAUUUAUAAAUGAUUGAAGAACAUUUGUCAUUCCCUAUAAUUCAAUCGUCUGCAUUUCGAGAUCAAUGCACAUGUAAACAAUCAUGUCAAUAUACAAACAAGGUAACCCUCUGUCAAGUAUGUGUAGUUUUCUUGGACUGUAUAUUCAAAGGAGCUGAUAUAAUCCGUUAACAUCAAACUAAAUACUUGAAAUAUUUUUCAAAAUAGACCUCUACCACUCACCUUUUUCAUCAGCGAAAAAAACAGCAACAAAAAAAAAAAAAAAAACCACAUUCAGGCAUAGUCUGCCAUGACGUCACAGUGACCUAAUUUGUAGUAGAACAGAAAUAAAUUUCUUGUUUUCGUGGAUGAUGCGGGAUGACCUACUCAGUCUUGAAAUGUUGUUUGAAAUAUGAAAGACUCUGCUAAUGCCUUGUCAUUUAUUUUUCAAAGCAACAUUUCUCAACCCCUGAGGUUAUCCUGCAACAUACACAAAAAUGCGAUUUUUAUUUCUUAAAUGAUAAAAGAUGCAGAAGUGCAUUUAUACUAAUCAAUUCAAUAUUAUUACAGUUUUAAUUGAUUUGAUGUAUGUAGGAAUUGUAUAGCAAAUCGAAAUUCAUCUCAAACCAGAAAAUGUGACAUUUUAUGAAUAAAACAAAGCAGUCAUUGUUUUUGCUUUUAAAUAAAACAAUAUCCAAGAACUGUUGAAAGAUAAAAUAUAUAUUUAAUUCAAAUUUCAGUGUUUUGUGGUGCAAAUCCAAAGCAUUAUUUGCAACCUAUUUCAUGCCCUUUCUUGUUCUUUGAUGUCAGAUAUUGAGCAUGUUAUCGUAUGUUGACUGUCAUUUUUGACAAAAAAGUAUUUUAAGCGCCUGGCAUUGUUUGUUGAAACCCAUUAUAUAGUUUUUGAUUCAAGUUAUUUUCAUCUCGCCUUUUGAAAAUCAGUAAUUCAAUUAGAAAAGUAUUUAUUUAUUUCAUAGAAUGAUACAAAAAUGAAUUAUUGAUAUUGAUUAUUGAAUUCCCAUAUUUCUAAAGAAACAAGUCUAGUUUGAACGUUUAGCUCACCUGGCCAAUCACUUUACGUCCGUUAUAUGUCAGUCGUUGGCAUCUAAUAUCCUCUUCUCUUGAACAGAUAAAUCCACAGUCACCAUAUUCUCACUUCAGACCUAUCUAAAUCCUGUGUCUUUAUGGUGUUAUUUUGUUAAGUGUAACUCUAGCUUCUCUGUACCUUUGCAAAAAUGUGUGUAUAAAAUUAUCCUUACCAAAUAGACAUAAAUUGUCCAAAAAAAAACACACCAAAGACAGACUUAAGUUUCGUAUUUCAUUGUUAAAAAUUCUGUUGUUUGGUAUGACAUUGUCUGUGAUACAAAAAGUUUGUAAGAAAUACAGUAUCUACAAGUAUUGUUUCAAUAAACACCUACUCAGAGAC